Styela clava is the source of this 1321-nucleotide messenger RNA. The record is from RefSeq and is a predicted model, not a curated record. Lineage: Eukaryota; Metazoa; Chordata; Ascidiacea; Stolidobranchia; Styelidae.
UUUGAAUUUAUUUACGAUAGAUAGUUCUUGGUAUACAUAUGUCGCAUCAUGGAUUUUGUCAAAGGUAGAACUCAUACUGAAAUUGGACUGCAACAUUUGGAUUAUGGACAUGUGAUUAUUGGUGGAGGCUUCGUCGUUUCACCGUUCAGCAUAUUAAAAAACUUUCAAUUUUCGAGAAGUUUGUCUUUUGACGUUUAUCAUGAAUUGAUGAAUAAAAACGGUCUCCACCAAAGUUUGAUGGCAUUCAUGAGAUGGCAACAAAUGGAAUAUCUUCCUUCUUAUUAUGAAGGGGAUUCUGGCGCGAUCCCGAGAUAUAGAGCAUUCGUGAAACGCCCUUAUCGUUUAUUUCACUACAAUUUGCCUAUUGGGAAAACAUCCCUCAAUUUUGAAAAUGUCAUGGUGGAUAUGGUCACUAAAAAACCAGUGGUUUGUGCUACUGGGAUGUUUGUUAAUAUUGACCCAGAAAAACGAAGGCCAGCUCCAUUUCCAAAAUGUCUACAAGAUCAUUAUACUGAGGAAAAUUGUGAGAAGGUUCCAUUUAAUUACCAAAAAAUGGAACCAAAAUGCUCUGUUAAAUACGAUAAGCCUCAAAAUGUUGUGUCGCACACCCUAACGAGCAAGGUUGUUAGUCGACUGGUGGAUUCAUAUAAACACAUGAAUGACUGUUCUUAUGUUAUUCUUUGUUUUGAUUGCCUUUCUGAUGCAAUUUUCAGCAAUGUUUUCUUGUUAAAGGGUUCGAUUAUGGAUUAUAGAAUCCGUCGUGUGUCUUUGCUUUAUCUAAAAGAAUGUGUAUUGGGUGAUAUCAUCAACACAGUAGUUUGGCAAAGUGAGCAAAGUAAAUGGCAGUUUAAGUUUCAUGUCAUGAAAAAUGAUGAAGUCCUCUGCCAGGCUGAAAUAGAACUUUUCACAAAUGAUUUCACUUUUAAAUUAUAAUUAUUUAAGUUCAAUUUUAAUUAUUCAAUUACAGUGUUCACAAUUUCGAGCAAUGAAAUUAAUUUUUGUCUAUGAUCACUGCUGCCACCUAGAGAGCAAAUCUUAAGCAAUCGAGCCAUAUUUGCAGGGAUGUGCGGUCCUUGUCAUCUUCAGCACCCAACCUUAAAAUUCUUAUGGACAAAGGGAUACCUUUUUUUUUUUCAAAAAGAACACUAGGGCUUACUUUGGGGGGUGUUUUUUAUUACAAAGUAGAGGAUUACGAGAUAUUGAAAUAAACAAAAUAUGAAAACUGAUAUCCUUUUACUUAUAAAUAACGGUUCCAUUACAUUUAAACCCACGUACAUUUGAACCCAUGACAAUUGCACCUGCAUACUAUUGCACCUAUGGA